Messenger RNA from Setaria italica (foxtail millet), 2381 nucleotides. RefSeq lists its product as uncharacterized. The transcript has 3 exons. Bases 183 to 2132 code for a protein of 649 amino acids. NCBI's taxonomy places the organism in Eukaryota, Viridiplantae, Streptophyta, Magnoliopsida, Poales, Poaceae. The record is from RefSeq and is a predicted model, not a curated record.
CGCCACACACAGGGCGCCACCGCCCACUUGCCACUCACCCGCCCGCCCGCGCGCGCAGGCGCCGAGCACCAAAUCGCCAAACCCUAGGCAGCCUUCGUCUCCUCUCCGCCCAUCCGCCUUUCACGCCGGAGGUUCCUACCCGGGGGAUCGCCAGGGAGGCGGGCGCUGGGGAGCCAGCUGCGAUGCUCACGCGUUCUCGAUACAAAGCUGCGAUGAGCUCGGGCCCGGGAGGCAGCGGCCGUGGCGGAAUGGGGCGUGUGGGGCAGGCCCCGCGGACGGGUCCUAUUGCGGAGGCAGCCGCGGCGGAGAACCUGAUGGGGAAUUCCGGCCUGAAGGUUGAUACUGAUGUGAUGGUGGAAGCCACGGAUGAGGUGGCCGGGGUGAAGAAGGUGGAGGGGAGGAUCGUGGCGGUGGGGGAUGCGGUGGUGAUCACGGAUGCUGGUACCGAUGGAGAUGAGGGUCUUGCCAUUGUGAGUGAUUUGCUGUACGAGGCAGAAGCGGUGGGUAUGGUUGGCGCAGCAAUUGAAGAAGAUGGUUUUGGUGAGAACGUGCAAGUGCGGAUUGGUGGAGGUGGGAUGGAGGGGGAGUUGGGAGUGGAAGCUGGUGGCCUGCAGGGUGAGGAUGAAGACGCUGCUAAGACUGUCGAACGGUCCGCUUACCAUACACCUCAGCAUGUCGAAGCUGAACCCAACAAAAAUGAUCGGCUUGCCAGCUACUGCCUUCCUCUUCUUGAUACUGGUGAUAUUCGAGUUUCUGAUCUUGUAUGGGGCAAAUUAGAAGGUUAUCCUUGGUGGCCCGGUGAAAUUUUCAAUCCUUCAGAUGCAUCUGAGCUGGCAUUGAAGCAUCAGAUAAGGGGAAACCAUCUGGUAGUGUUUUUUGGUGACAGCACAUUUGCAUGGUGUGAUGAAUCCCAGUUGAUGCCUUUCAUGACCAACUAUUCACAGAUGGAGAAACAAAGCAGUUCUGAUGAGUUUGUUAAUGCAAUUAACCAUGCACUCGAAGAACUCUUGAGGCGGAUAUUAAUAGGGAUGAGCUGUCCAUGUGCACCCGAAGAGCUUUCUGACAGUAGAAUGUCUUAUUUGGUUGAGAAUCAUGGGCUCAGGGAGGGAGUUGUGUGUUCAACAGCUAAUCGGGCUGAGGUCUUGGAACAUUUCCAUCCAGAAAAUCUUCUUCACUAUGUCAAGUCGUUAGCUUUGUUCCCUGGCCAAGGGGGUGAUUUGCUGGAAUUGGUGAUAGCUUGCUCUCAGCUUACAUCUUUCUAUCGUUCUAAGGGCAGCCCUGAACUUGCCACAUUUCAAACCACCAGUGGAUGGGCUGAAAAAGCCAUGGAUGCUCCUUCCACCAAGAAUGUAGAGGAAGAUGUCGGCAGUGUAGUGCAUUCUAAUCAUUAUAAGCCCAGAAAAGGCAUCGGUAGACCUUGUAAAAGGAAGCCUGACGAUGGUAUUGAGUCGAUGGAGAAAAAGGCAACAUUGUACAACCCUUGCAGUUACGAUUAUCCAGGGAAAAUACAAAUGGCUGGUCCUGCUGAUGAACUUAAGCCAAAGAGGGGUCAAAACAGGAAAAAUGUGCAUUCCCCUGAGGCAGGAAUGACUGAUCACUCGCAUGAUAUGUACUGGUAUGAAUUGAGUUUACACAAUGACCCAAUCUACAGCCUCAAAAGAGCAAGUACCAAGAUGAAGCCUACUAGAGAAACCAAGUGGAGAUCAUCACUAGAGAAACCUGCGCCUUCAUCACAGCAAGUGCAGUCUGCAACAUUGGCUCCAAAGAAACAGAUACAAGUGAUGGAAAGACCAAUCAUCUAUAUCGAUGCCAAAAUGCCCCAUGAGGUGAAGCCCACCGCACUUGUUUUGUGCUUUGGCAGGUCAGCUGCUCUUCCUUCAGAAGCUGAUCUCAUCAAGAUGUUCAGGGGCUAUGGACCACUAAAACAAACCGAGACUGAAGUGCACAAGGGCACAAACACUGUUAAGGUUGUCUUCAAGAAACGUGCCGAUGCAGAAAGGGCUUUUAGUGUUGCUGGCAGCUAUUGCACUUUUGGACCUUGGCUUCAAAGCUACCGUCUUGUGAAUAUGCCAUUUUCUCUAGGGACAGAAGCAAGUAAUCCUAUGACGCACCCUGAAGCAAAUCGACUCUAGCGAAUAGCGCCAUUUACAUUACCUAUCAAGAACAUUGACUUUCAUCGGUCUCAUCCUGUAAAAAACUUCGUCUGGAUCUGUUUGUCCAGAAUGCACAGAUUUCAGUCUAUUACCAACAACUAUCUUAGGGUAGGAUCAGCCACUGAGGUAAGAAAUCAGAAUCGCUUAGCGGGAGCAGGUUCUUUCCUACAUCUCAGGUUCUCUCCCCAUUGGUGCAAGUUCAUAUUUAAAGAAUUUUCUGUUAAAUCC